UCGUUACUUCAGCAGUCUGCGCGUCUGGCUCACUGCCAGAUCAGAUCAUUGUAAACUAAAAAUUACUUAUUCGGUCUGAGUGGUGCUGAUAAGCUUGAAUCUAAGUCGUAUUAUAUUUAUUUGUAAAUAACCAACAAAUUGAUUUAGUAUCGUCCAAUAUGAGCGUUAGUACUACCUUAAGGGUAGUCAUUUUCGCUUUGAUAAUAACCAUCACCUUGGCUAGCCCAACUACCACCCCCAAUGAUUCUACCUCAAAUGUUAAUUUCUUCAAAGCUUUGGAAAACUUUGGCGCCAAGCUGUACUCAAAAUUGGCAAAGAUAGGAACUGAUAAAAACAUCAUAUUUUCUCCCUUCUCAAUUGAGACCUGUCUGGCUAUGGUUCGCAUGGGUGCUGAAGGUCCAACAGCGGCUGAAAUCGACACUGGCUUAAAUAUGAAAUUUAACAAUCAGCAGGAUUUAGUCAACAACUUUCACAAAAUCCUCUCAAAAUACGAAAAUAGUAAUAUUCUGCAGAUGGCCAAUAAAAUGUACAUUAUGGAAGAUUUUGAGGUCCAGGAGACAUUGAAUAACUUGUUGGCGAACAAAUUUUUAACAUCGGCGGAAAACUUGAAUUUUACACAAAAUAUUAUGGCAGCACGGACAAUGAACUCAUGGGUGGCACAGAGAACGAAUAAUUUAAUUAAGAACCUCAUCACGGCCAAGGACUUGAAUGAAAAGACCCGCAUGGUGCUGUUGAAUGCAAUUUAUUUCAAGGGAGAAUGGGCCCAAGCUUUUCCCGAACAUGCCACCAGGCAACAAAAAUUCUAUGUGGACGAGGCGAACAGCGUUAAUGUGGAUAUGAUGCAUCUGAAGGGAAGGUUUUACUUUGGAGACAUAUCCAAAUUGGAUGCCACGGUUUUGCAAAUGCCCUACAAGAACUCAGAUCUUUCGAUGAUAGUAAUUUUGCCAAAUUCUCGUACAGGUUUGGGUGAAUUGAGAAGCAAAUUGAAAACGUUUUCUUUGAAAGAACUGAGAGAGGAAAUGUUUUCAACCACGGUAAUGGUGGAAAUGCCAAAGUUUAAAACUGAAUACGAAAUUGAAUUGAGUGACGUUUUGAAAAGGCUAGGCAUGGAACGUAUGUUUUCCAGGGAUGCAGAAUUUGGAAAAAUACUGAAAUCACCCGAAAACUUUGAAGUGUCAAAAAUCAUCCACAAGGCAUUUAUUGAAGUCAAUGAAAAGGGUACCGAAGCUGCAGCCGCAACAGGCGUAAUCGGUCUUGGUAUGAUGCGUGCUGCAGCUCCUGAAAUUAUUCAAAGAUUUAUUGUUGACCAUGGAUUUUUCUAUAUGAUUGUAAACUCGGACGGCAUAAUAUUCUUCCAAGGAUCACAAGCGAACAACAUUGCAAUUUGCAACGUCUCGAACUUUGCUUGCCAAAACGCUUUUGGAAAGUCAGGCAAGAUGUCGUGCCUGUGCAUCACAAUAACGGUAACUUUAAGUUUACUUGCAAUAGCUGUGGUAAUAACUGUACCCAUUCUAUUGACCAUACGUUCCCACGCGAAAGCAUCGAAUUCCUCGGAUAAUUUUGUACAUGUCAACGAUGUGAAACAGGAAUUUACCCGGGCAGAUUUUCUCAACAGUUUGUAUGUGUUUGGUGGAAAACUUUAUGGUGAACUGGCCACUGGAAAUCCCGGAAAAAGUAUUUUCUUUUCACCGUUCUCGAUACAAACUUGUCUCACAAUGACCCGUAUGGGGGCGGAGGGUCAGACCUCCGUGGAAAUGGAUGCCAAUUUAAAUACUGUGGGAAAAUACUUGGGAAGUGUAGCUGAUAAGUAUCAUGAACUGUUGGAAAAAUAUGCAAAUAACUCAGUACUCAAUGUGGCCAAUAAAAUCUAUGUCAUGGAAAAUUACAAAGUGAAAGAGGAUUUUAACAAAACAUUGAUCCAGAAUUUCCUUGCUUCCGUGGAAAACAUGGAUUUUACGAAAGGUGAAUUUGCUGCCUCUGCCAUAAACAAGUGGGUGGAGCAUAGCACGGGUGGGGCAAUUCGAAAUAUGGUCUCUCCCCAGAUGUUAAACUCGGAUAUGAGAAUAUUUUUGCUAAGUGCCAUACACUUUAAGGGUGAAUGGGAAUCAGAGUUCCACAAGGAGGCAACGAGUCCUCAAGAUUUUUUCUUGAAUAGGUCUAACAAGGCCUUAAAAAUUCCUAUGAUGUAUAAGAGAGAACUUUCAUAUUAUAAUAUAUUCCCGGAGUUGAAUAUGACAGCCUUGCGUUUACCUUAUAAAAACUCAGAUCUUUCUAUGCUUAUCCUCCUACCCGAUUCCAUGGAUGGUUUGGCUGAUUUGCAAGAGAGACUUAAACACAUUCCCUUUGAAAAUAUUACCAAUCAAAUGAUGGACCGCACCUAUGUUCAUAUUUAUUUGCCGAAAUUUAAGACAGAAUUCGAGGUGGAGUUAAAGGAUGUUCUUAUGAAGCUUGGCAUGAACAAAAUGUUUAAUUCUGGAGAAUUCGGACGAAUGUUAGACUCAGCCGAACCAAUGCAGAUAUCGAACGUAAUUCACAAGGCAUUCAUCGAAGUCGAUGAAAAGGGAACAGAAGCUGCGGCUGCAACGGGACUUACAAUAACGACACGAGAUGGUGGUGGUAUCCACUCGAUUAUGUUCAAUGCCGAUCAUCCGUUUUAUUACACCAUCAUUAAUGCCGACAACGUUCGUCUGUUCGAGGGGACAUUUGUGGGUUUUUAAUUUUAUAUGUA
This is a messenger RNA of Musca domestica (house fly), 2728 nucleotides long. RefSeq lists its product as uncharacterized. NCBI's taxonomy places the organism in Eukaryota, Metazoa, Arthropoda, Insecta, Diptera, Muscidae. Bases 159 to 2717 code for a protein of 852 amino acids. The record is from RefSeq and is a predicted model, not a curated record. The transcript has 7 exons. Gene Ontology annotation, molecular function: serine-type endopeptidase inhibitor activity.